Brassica napus (rape) is the source of this 1392-nucleotide messenger RNA. RefSeq names its product membrane protein of ER body-like protein. Bases 230 to 1114 code for a protein of 294 amino acids. The record is from RefSeq and is a predicted model, not a curated record. NCBI's taxonomy places the organism in Eukaryota, Viridiplantae, Streptophyta, Magnoliopsida, Brassicales, Brassicaceae. The transcript has 3 exons.
GUUGGAAGCCCAUAAUAAACCCGAAUCUAACAAGAACCCUUUGAUUCAAGGUACAAAAGUAUGACUGCGUCACACUCAGAAAGUGGAACCCAUGCAUGUUCAUGUCUUUGUAGUUGAAUUGUUUGAGAAGUCAAUUUAAUGAAAACAAAACGUGAUAGCCAAUCUUUUUUUCUCUUAGUUAGCUUUUGCAUCGCUCCUUUGACUUGCAAAAAAAUCCACCAUUAUUUUCAUGAUAAUGGAAGUUACAAACUCACAUGAUUCACCAAACAAAGGACGUCGUCUCACCCCGAUGCGAUCAUCUCUCCCCGUAUCAACACAGCAAAAGAUGGCCAAUGAUGACAGGAAAAAACCACCAAAGAAAAAAGGACGUCUCACCCCGAUGCGAUCACCUAUCCCCGUAUCAAACCCAGUGACUCUAGCGGAACCGUUACUGAUCACACCAGUUGUUGAAGGACGUAAAGUGGAGAUAUUGAAAAGCAUCGUAUAUGGAGGUCUAGCAGAAGCAAUCACAAGCCUCGGUGUUAUCUCAUCUGCUGCUGGUUCUGGUGCUUCAACAUUGAACAUUUUGGUAUUAGGGCUUGCGAACUUAUUUGGCGGGCUUGUUCUCAUUAUUCAUAAUCUCCACGAAAUAAGAAAGGAGGAACCCAUUAGAGAAACAACAGCUGAAAGCCAGACCAAUGGUCAAAAAGAAACUCGGUACAAGCGACUCUUGGGACGAAGAGAAAACUUCAUGCUUCACGCAACAAUCGCAAUCUUAUCCUUCAUAAUCACCGGACUACUCCCACCUGUCGUCUACUACUUCUCAUUCAGCAAAACACACAACAAAGACUACAAAGUGGCAUCAGUUUUUGGCGCAUCUCUUAUAUGUAUCGCCUUGCUCGCUCUAGCCAAAGCCCACGUGAGGAACCCGAGAAGCAGUUAUCUGAAGAGCGUUAUGUACUACGCGAUAACUGCUGUGUCUGUGUCGGGGAUUACGUACGUGGUUGGUAACGUUGUGAAUCAGUUGAUUGAGAAGUACGGAUGGUCUGAUGGGUCUGAAACUCCGGCGGGAGAGAUGAUGCUUUCACUUAUGGGGAGAAAGGCUGGUGGCUUUGGAUACUCAUCAUCGUACUGAACACAGAAUCCAAGGUCGGGUUACUUUUCUCUUUUACUCUGCUUUGUGAGCUCUUGAUAAACCUUUGUGUGUGUGUGUGUGUGUUUUACCUUAUGCCAAAUCUUUGUUGUGUGUACGUAGUCGUUUCCAAGUGUAGGAAGCACAAAAUAAUAAAUGGUGGCUGUAUUCGAAUUUAUUUUUUGUAUCUUACCAGAUUUAUGUGAUAUCAAUACACUAGGAUAAGACCCGCGCCUUGCGCGGGAUUAAGUUAUUCUUUUUAUUAUAUUUUGGAGAAUGAA